Molecule: messenger RNA, 2013 nt
Organism: Haemonchus placei
Lineage: Eukaryota; Metazoa; Nematoda; Chromadorea; Rhabditida; Trichostrongylidae
Source: the annotation of a GenBank genome assembly
AUGGCGCUGGCAAUAAGAAGCGGCAUCCCACGUGCAAAUCCUGAUGUUCUACGUCCAAUCUUCGAACGUUUUGCAUCCAAAACAGGAGCAGAUGGGCAGAAAUACAUGACAUCAGAAGAUUUUAUUAGAAAAUAUCUCGGCCUAUUCACAGAGGAGAACUAUAAUCGCGAAUCCGUUCGAUUACUUGCCUCGGCUGCUGAUACCACCAAGGACGGUGACAUUUCGUUUGAAGAGUUUUGUGCUUUCGAAGCACUGCUCUGCAGCCCUGAUGCCCUUUAUUUGACUGCAUUCGAACUCUUUGAUCGAAAUGCCAGCGAUUCAAUCACUUGCGAUGAGUUCGAAGCGGUUAUCCGGCAUACACAACCACUGUACGACAUGGACUUCGAUUUCAAUUCGGAGUUCAUCAAAAAAUACUUCGGCGCGGAUAAAAAGAGGAGUAUCAACUAUCAUGCAUUCUGCCAGCUUCUACAUGACUUCUAUGAAGAGCAAGGACAGCAGGCAUUCAAAAGGUAUGAUAAGAAAGGAGAAGGUGUUAUCAGCUCAUUGGAUUUCCAACAUAUCAUGAAAACCGUCAAAGGUCAUCUACUGACAGAAUUCGUUCGUAACAAUCUGGUUGCAGUUUCUGGUGGUGCAGCCAGCGGUCAUAAGGUCUCCUAUCCCUACUAUGCCGCAUUCAACAGCUUGUUGGCGAAAAUGGAGCUCAUCAAACGAGUUUACUUGAGCUUGGCCAGAGGUAAUUUGGACCUUGAACUGACGAAGGAGGAAUUCUUGCAGGCCACUCAGAGCUAUGCUCAGAUCACUCCUUAUGAAGUUGAGAUCCUUUUCCAUUUGUGCGAGCUUGCUCAUCCAGGAAAGAAGACUCUCGCGUUGAAAGAUAUUAUUCUUAUUGAUCCAGAGCGUCUAAAGAGAGUUUCUUACGUUGAACGACUUAUUAACGUGAAAGCCGUGGCCAGCAAAGAGGACCGAGGCUUUGGGACGGCGGUGCUGGAGUCAGCGUAUCGCUUCCUGUUAGGUUCAAUAGCAGGAGCAUGCGGUGCCACCGCCGUCUACCCAAUAGAUUUGGUGAAAACUCGGAUGCAAAACCAAAGGACCAGCUCGUUUGUUGGUGAAGUUAUGUACAAGAACAGCUUGGAUUGCUUCAAGAAAGUCGUCAAGUUCGAGGGUCUAUUGGGUCUUUAUCGUGGUCUUUUACCGCAGAUCGUUGGGGUUGCUCCCGAAAAAGCCAUUAAACUUACAAUGAACGAUUUCGUCAGAGAUAAAUUCACAAAAGAAGGCAAAAUUCCAUUUUGGGCAGAAGUGUUGGCCGGUGGUUGUGCUGGAGGCAGUCAGGUAAUAUUCACGAAUCCAUUGGAAAUUGUGAAGAUUCGCCUUCAAGUCGCCGGCGAAAUUCAAUCAGCGCAAAAGAUAGGCGUAUUCACAGUGUUGAAAGACUUGGGAUUCUUCGGUUUGUACAAAGGUGCUCGAGCGUGUUUCCUUCGUGACAUUCCCUUUUCGGCUAUAUAUUUCCCGGCAUAUGCUCACGCAAAAUUACACACAGCUGAUGUAGAUGGUAUCAAUCAUCCCAGCUCUCUGUUCGCAUCUGCCUUCAUUGCGGGUGUUCCAGCUGCGGGUUUGGUAACCCCGGCUGACGUCAUCAAGACAAGGCUGCAAGUAGCGGCCAGGGCCGGACAGACCACUUAUACUGGAGUCAUCGAUUGCGCCCGUAAAAUCAUGAAAGAAGAAGGUCCGGCAGCGUUUUGGAAAGGAACAGGCGCCCGCGUCUGUCGCUCGAGUCCACAGUUUGCCGUCACCUUGCUUGCCUAUGAGUUACUCCAACGGAUCUUCUAUGUCGAUUUUGGUGGAAGUCGUCCUACCGGAUCAGAGUCUGCCACCACGAAAAAGAUUAUGGACGAGACAUCAUUGCAUCCGGAUCAUGUUGGUGGAUAUCGUCUAGCGGCUGCCACGUUCAGUGGCAUCGAAUACAAAUUUGGCUUAUUCUUGCCUCGAUUUGAACGUGCCACUGAAAAAUUGUAG